CUGUAUCGGGGCCAUGGUGAGUUGGUGGAUACUUGUUCAGAUUGCCAAACACGCAAGCGAAUGAGUGUGAAAACAGCUCCAAGAGUUGAUCAGCUCUGUUUCACUUCUUUUCUGCUAAUUUUUUUCCCUGAAACUUGUUGCCUAUGUAAUCGCAAACCCAAGGUCCAGAGAUACAGAGCAUCUCAAUUUCCCCUCGUGCUAAUCCUGAUUCAUCAUAAUUGGGUCCAAUGCUGUCCACCCUAUCUUCUAACGAUUUUUUUUCUGAGUCACAUAUUCACCUGAUUGUGUUCCUUGAUUCUCACCUUCUCUGUUCACCUGAGAUGAAAUCACUUCUUUCUCCGAGAAAAAAAACUUUGAAAUGCUUGCAAAUCGGUUUCUUAGUCUUGUCACGACCCCACCUACUUAACAAUAUUUGCCUGCUGAGAGUUUCGGCAGGUUCAGGAGGCCACCACGGACCUCUGUAUGACGAAACUCCGGCUGUGGAGUCGAGUGGUAACAGGACACCAGUUAUUUGGAACAAGGUUUAGUGAAAGCAUCAACACCGUUAAAGAUGUCGCUGAAAAAUCUCUUGAGAGUGAAUCAAGCGUCCUCUCGAAUGUAGAGAAAUCAGUGAAGAAAGAUAUUAGCAACGAGUUCAACGACUAUGGACAUCACAUGUGGGAUUUGAAGUAAUCGGAUACAUCUGCUUGCUUAUCUUGAAGGGAAUCUGUGACUUAACAAUUUGCUUGCAUAAAAGCGAAUGUAAACCG
This is a messenger RNA of Guillardia theta CCMP2712, 749 nucleotides long. RefSeq lists its product as hypothetical. Lineage: Eukaryota; Cryptophyceae; Pyrenomonadales; Geminigeraceae. The coding region runs from base 463 to 672 and encodes 69 amino acids. The transcript is spliced from 2 exons. The record is from RefSeq and is a predicted model, not a curated record.